GUAUCUAAUAAAAUGAAUUCAGUUUUGUUCAGUUUUAUGUACCUGUGUGUUUUGGGUCUGUGUGAUUGUUGUAGAUGCCCUGUUCGGCCAAACUUGGACCUGGGAUGUACGUCUGAUUUUAUAUUUAGGACCAAAGUGAUGAGUGGCCUUAAAAAUCCCAACGACACGUCCGGUUCAUAUUAUCAGAUUAGCAAACCAAGCUAUGCAUAUACUUACAAAUUUAAUUUCAAGUCUGACGUGUCAGCCGUUAACAAAGCGAGAUUAUACGCAAAUGCCGGAGCAUGUGACGUCUAUUUAACAAAAGGGAGGAUUUACGUUGUGUCAGGGAGGGUCGAUAAAGAAAAGCAGCGCAUGGAGAUCGAUAUGUGUUCAUCGUGGGUGGAGACGACUCCAAUCAGUUCCGAGUCCAAGAGGCUAUUAAUAAAGUUUAAACGAGGAACCGUGUUGUGUCCGAAGUGAAUAUUACAAUUACGGUUGUGUUUAUAGUAGUGUUCAAUUAUUUACUGCAUAAAAUACGCUUGCACCAUAAAGUCAACGAAACGAAUCGUCAAUGUGUUUUUGUCGUAUUCACUGUAAGCCAAACUAUUUAUGUGAUCAAUUAUAUUCAUUGUAACAACUCUAACCGCAAUGCCAAAAGAAGAUCUUACACAUAUGCUGCAUAUAAACUAUUACUAUUUAGACAUUUAUAAACAGGGAUACGUGUGUAGGUUAAGCUUAUAAACGAAUUAUGCUAUAUUUUGUAUUGCUCAUGUCGAUCAAAUCAAAUCGCCAUAAAGAAAUGUCGAGUCCCUUGCAACAAUCCCGAAACUUUGAACAGUGUUAUGGAUCGCGCAC
Molecule: messenger RNA, 834 nt
Organism: Dreissena polymorpha
Lineage: Eukaryota; Metazoa; Mollusca; Bivalvia; Myida; Dreissenidae
Exons: 4
Coding region: 13-459 (148 amino acids)
Source: RefSeq, a predicted model, not a curated record